Podospora anserina S mat+ is the source of this 2667-nucleotide messenger RNA. RefSeq lists its product as uncharacterized. The record is from RefSeq and is a predicted model, not a curated record. The coding region runs from base 1 to 2667 and encodes 888 amino acids. Gene Ontology annotation, cellular component: retromer complex; late endosome; retromer, cargo-selective complex. Gene Ontology annotation, biological process: retrograde transport, endosome to Golgi; intracellular protein transport. NCBI's taxonomy places the organism in Eukaryota, Fungi, Ascomycota, Sordariomycetes, Sordariales, Podosporaceae. The transcript is spliced from 4 exons.
AUGUCUACCCCCGCGCCGCCUGAGGACCAGGCCCGCCUGCUUGAGGAUGCAUUAAUUGCCGUGCGCCAGCAAACAGCCAUGAUGCGCAAAUGCCUGGAUACUCCCGGGAAGCUUAUGGAUGCCCUCAAGUGCUGCUCGACUCUCGUCUCCGAGCUCCGGACAAGCAGCCUCGGCCCGAAGCAAUACUACGAAUUAUACAUGUCAGUUUUCGAUGCCCUCCGAUAUCUGUCUGUCCACCUGCGCGAAAAUCAUCCCGUCAACCACCUUGCCGAUCUCUACGAACUUGUGCAAUAUGCCGGCAACAUCAUCCCACGCCUAUACCUGAUGAUGACGGUCGGGACGGCCUACAUGUCGGUGGAGGGUGCCCCUGUCAAGGAGCUCAUGAAGGAUAUGAUGGACAUGAGCCGUGGCGUUCAGCACCCCAUACGUGGGCUGUUUCUGCGCUAUUAUCUCAUGGGCCAAGCCAGAGACUAUCUGCCCACCGGCGACUCCGACGGGCCCGAAGGAAACCUCCAGGACUCGAUCAACUUUGUCCUCACCAACUUCGUCGAGAUGAACAAACUGUGGGUGCGUCUCCAGCACCAAGGACAUUCAAGAGAGCGGGACCAGCGGACGCAAGAACGCAAGGAGCUUCAGCUGUUAGUGGGGAGCAACAUCGUGCGACUAAGCCAGCUCGUCGACCUUCCGGCCUACAAGAAUGGCAUCCUCGCGCCCCUGCUCGAGCAGGUUGUCCAAUGUCGAGACGUCUUGGCCCAAGAAUAUCUUCUCGAGGUUAUUACCCAGGUUUUCCCAGACGAGUUCCACCUCUACACAUUGGACCAGUUUCUUGGCGCCGUCUCGAGGCUCAAUCCCCACGUCGACGUCAAGGCUAUUGUGAUAGGCCUGAUGGACAGGCUGUCAAGUUAUGCAGAACGCGAGUCACAGGACGAGACAGAGGAAGACAGGGGCAAGAUGGAGGAGGACGCUUUGACAGAGUUGCUCGAGAAGGUGAAGCUGGGCAAACUGAACGCAGAGUCGCCAAGUACGGAGCCACCAACUGAUACAGCCGAAGUCCCACGAAACGGGGACCAGAAUCCGGAUGAUGCUUCUUCGACAGCGGAAACACUAAAUAAAGACGAUAACCAGCCAGCCCCUUCAGUCGCUGAUACCGAAGCGACCGCAGUGGACAACGCCGAGGCUGAGCCAGCCAAGAAGCGGCGAGGCAUUCCGGAAAACGUCCGGCUGUACGAGAUAUUCUUCGGCCAAGUCAAGAAUCUUGUGCAAGCACAACAUCUCCCCAUUCAAGAUACAAUUGCACUUUGUGUCUCUUUGACAAAUCUCGCCCUCAACAUUUACCCCGAGCGGUUGGACUAUGUCGAUCAAAUCUUCGACUACGCCAACAGCAAGGUGAAGGAGCACGCCAACAGCCCAGAUCUUCAUUCGCAACCAGCGCAGCAAAGUCUUUUGGCGCUUCUCCAGAGCCCGCUCCGGAGAUAUGUGUCCCUUUUUACUGCGCUCUCCCUCCCAACAUAUGUCCCUCUCUUCCAAUCACAGACCUACCCGACUCGGAGGGCGGUAGCCGGCGAGGUAGCCAGGCACCUCCUCAAGAACCACACUUUCAUUUCCACACCCGCACAACUAGAGAAUGUGCUCGAGAUCCUCAAAGUUCUCAUCAAGGAAGGGUCCCAAGCACCAGCGGGUUAUCCCGGCGUCGUCCAGCCCCGCGCCCGUGCCCUCGAGACAGACGAGACAAUGGAAGAGCAAGGCUGGCUUGCCAGACUCAUCCACCUUCUCCACUCCGAAGACAACGACACCCAAUUCCGCCUCUUGCAAAUGACGAGAAAGGCCUACGCCGAAGGCAACGAGCGCAUCCGCACCACCACCCCACCGCUCAUCACCGCCGGCCUCAAGCUCGCGCGCCGCUUCAAGAAGAGGGAGCACUACGACGACAACUGGUCUUCCCAGUCUUCCGCCUUGUUCAAGUUUCUGCACUCUGCCGUCUCAACGCUCUACACAAGAGUCAAUGGCUCCGGCGCGGCGGAGUUGUCUCUGAGACUCUUUUGCUCGUGUGGGCAGGUGGCUGACCAGACGGGUUUUGAGGAGGUGGCGUAUGAGUUUUUUGCGCAGGCCUUUACGGUGUACGAGGAGGCGGUGAGCGAUUCGAAGGCGCAGUUUCAGGCUGUUUGUGUUAUUGCGAGCGCGCUGCACAGGACGAGGAACUUUGGGAAGGAAAAUUAUGAUACGCUGAUUACGAAGUGUGCGCAGCAUGCGAGCAAGCUGUUGAGGAAGCCGGAUCAGUGCAGGGCUGUGUAUUUGGCUAGUCAUUUGUGGUGGGCUACGCCCGGGGCGGGGGAGGAGGAGGAGGGAGGCGGGGAUCUCUAUCGUGACGGCAAGAGGGUGCUCGAGUGUCUGCAGCGGGCGUUGAGGGUGGCGGAUAGCUGCAUGGAGACUGCGACGAGCAUUGAGUUGUUCGUCGAGAUUUUGGACCGUUAUGUGUAUUAUUUUGAUCAGAAGAAUGAGUCGGUCACAACGAAAUACCUCAACGGCCUUAUCGAGCUUAUACACUCCAACCUUGCCGGCAACCAGCAGGACAGCGCGAGUGUGGACGCUAGCAAGAAGCACUUUUUGCAAACGUUGGAGAUUAUCAGGAGUAAGGAGUAUGAGGGGGUGGUGUUGACGCCGAAGUGA